Messenger RNA from Cherax quadricarinatus, 4654 nucleotides. RefSeq lists its product as uncharacterized. The record is from RefSeq and is a predicted model, not a curated record. Lineage: Eukaryota; Metazoa; Arthropoda; Malacostraca; Decapoda; Parastacidae.
UGCCGCCCUCACACUGACCGUGCUAGAGAGUGCCACAAGUGAGGCAGCAGUGCCAGUAGGAAGGUGCCAGCGCUCAUUCCUCUCCCACCCAAUAUGAAGCUGUCUUGGGCACAUAUUGGCGUGGUCUUCACUCUCCUGGUGGUGGUGUUCGCUAGGCCAGACACGCCUGCUGGGUCCUCACGUCGCCACCAGCGUUUCCGCUACCACCGACACCGCCAGGAGCCUCCAUCAGAAGAGGUUUCAUCAGGAUAUGCAUAUCCUGCACCAGCGACGUCAUUCGAUCCUUCCGCCGGCAGUGUCCUUCAUCCUCCCGAGUCCUCUGAAUCGGAUGAGACUUCGGGAUACGCUUUCCCCAUCCCUCUAAAGUCUUUUGAUCCAACUGGAGGCAAUGACAUGACUCCGCCAGAAGCUCCUGGCGAGUCCUCUGCAGAAUCUGAAGAACCAUCAGGAUAUUCUUAUCCUGUUCCACAGAAAUCCUUCGACAUCCUCGGAUCAAGUGCGAUAACUCCUCCAAAACCUCCUGGCGAGGAUUCUGAAGAGGCGGAAGAACCAUCAGGAUAUUCUUAUCCUGUCCCACAGAAGUCCUUCGACAUCCUAGGAUCCACUGACUUUACUCCUCCAGAUACUCCUGAAGAAUCUGAAGAAGAAUCUGAAGAACCGUCAGGAUAUUCUUAUCCAGUUCCUGCGAAAUCAUUCGACAUCCUAGGAUCCACUGACUUUACUCCUCCAGAUACUCCUGAAGAAUCUGAAGAAGAAUCUGAAGAACCGUCAGGAUAUUCUUAUCCUGUCCCACAGAAAUCCUUCGAUAUCCUAGGAUCCACUGACUUCUCUCCUCCAGAUACUCCUGAAGAAUCGCCUGAUGAUUCGUCUGAUGAAUCUGAAGAACCAUCAGGAUAUUCUUACCCUGUCCCACAAAAAUCCUUCGACAUCCUAGGAUCCACUAACUUCUCUCCUCCAGAUACUCCUGAAGAAUCUGAAGAAGAAUCUGAAGAACCGUCAGGAUAUUCUUAUCCUGUCCCAGAGAAAUCCUUCGAUAUCCUAGGAUCCACUGACUUCUCUCCUCCAGAUACUCCUGAAGAAUCGCCUGAUGAUUCGUCUGAUGAAUCUGAAGAACCAUCAGGAUAUUCUUACCCAGUGCCACAGAAAUCCUUCGAUAUCCUAGGAUCAAGUGCGAUAACUCCACCGGAAGCUCCAAGUGAAGAUUCUGAAGACGCGGAGGAACCGUCAGGAUAUUCUUAUCCAGUUCCCGCCAAAUCCUUCGAUAUCCUAGGAUCAAGUGCGAUAACUCCUCCAGAACCUCCUGGCAAGAAUUCUGAAGAAUCUGAAGAACCGUCAGGAUAUUCUUAUCCUGUCCCACAGAAAUCCUUCGACAUUCUUGGAUCCACUGACUUCUCUCCUCCAGAUACUCCUGAAGAAUCUGAAGAAGAAUCUGAAGAACCGUCAGGAUAUUCUUAUCCAGUUCCAGCCAAAUCCUUCGAUAUCCUAGGAUCAAGUGCGAUAACUCCUCCUGAACCUCCUGGCGAGGAUUCUGAAGAGGCGGAGGAACCAUCAGGAUAUUCAUAUCCUGUCCCACAGAAGUCCUUCGACAUCCUAGGAUCCACUGACUUUACCCCUCCAGAUACUCCUGAAGAAUCUGAAGAAGAAUCUGAAGAACCGUCAGGAUAUUCUUAUCCAGUUCCUGCGAAAUCCUUCGACAUCCUAGGAUCCACUGACUUCUCUCCUCCAGAUACUCCAGAAGAAUCGUCUGAUGAUUCGUCUGAUGAAUCUGAAGAACCGUCAGGAUAUGCUUAUCCAGUGCCACAGAAAUCCUUCGAUAUCCUAGGAUCAAGUGCGAUAACUCCUCCAAAACCUUCUGACGAGGACUCUGAAGAGGCGGAGGAACCAUCAGGAUAUUCUUAUCCUGUCCCACAGAAAUCCUUCGACAUCCUAGGAUCCACUGACUUUACUCCUCCAGAUACUCCUGAGGAAUCGUCUGAUGAUUCGUCUGAUGAAUCUGAAGAACCAUCAGGAUAUUCUUACCCAGUGCCACAGAAGUCCUUUGACAUCCUAGGAUCUACGGACUUUACUCCUCCAGAUACUCCUGAAGAAUCUGAAGAAGAAUCUGAAGAACCGUCAGGAUAUUCUUAUCCAGUUCCUGCGAAAUCCUUCGACAUCCUAGGAUCCACUGACUUCUCUCCUCCAGAUGCUCCAGAAGACUCUGAAGAAGAAUCUGAAGAACCGUCAGGAUAUGCUUAUCCAGUGCCACAGAAAUCCUUCGAUAUCCUAGGAUCAAGUGCAAUAACUCCUCCAGAAGCUCCUGGCGAGGAUUCUGAAGAGGCGGAGGAACCAUCAGGAUAUUCUUAUCCUGUCCCACAGAAAUCCUUCGACAUCCUAGGAUCCACUGACUUUACUCCUCCAGAUACUCCUGAAGAAUCGUCUGAUGAUUCGUCUGAUGAAUCUGAAGAACCAUCAGGAUAUUCUUAUCCAGUGCCACAGAAGUCCUUUGACAUCCUAGGAUCUACGGACUUUACUCCUCCAGAUACUCCUGAAGAACCUUCUGAUGAUUCAUCUGAUGAAUCUGAAGAACCGUCAGGUUAUUCUUAUCCAGUUCCAGCUAAAUCCUUCGAUAUCCUAGGAUCAAGUGCGAUAACUCCUCCAAAACCUCCUGGCGAGGAUUCUGAUGAAUCUGAAGAACCAUCAGGAUAUUCUUAUCCUGUUCCACAGAAGUCCUUCGACAUCCUAGGAUCCACUGACUUUUCACCUCCGGAUGCCCCUGGAGAGUCCUCAGAAGAAUCUUCUGAACAAUCCUUUGACCCCACAGGUGGUAGUGAUUUAAAUCCGCCAAGUACCAGUGAUGACAUCUCCGAAGAGAUUUCUGGAUACUCUUAUCCAGUUCCGAAGAAAUCUUUCGAUGCCUUAGGAAGUGACGAUCUAUCUCCUCCUUCGAGACAGGUGCUCCCUCUUCCCUCGGUGCCAAGGACACCUGGUUCAACAUAUUUUCCUCCUCAGGUAUCGCAGGAGGCACCGAGUGUAAGCUACUUUCCUCCAAGUGUGUCGGUACAAGAAUCAAACGCAGGUUCUCAAGAAAUCACAGCCCGCACGCCAUUCAGUGUGUUUGUUUCUUCGAAGCCUAAGCCUGGCCUUAGGUACCAGGCUCCCGUGACACCAUUCAGGCCUCGCCCUACAUACCUACCUCCUGUGACAGCAAGACCUAGACCUCACCCUAUAUACCAACCUCCUGUGACAACAAGCCCUCCCCCUACAUACCAGGCUCCAGUGACAACACCUGGGCCUCGCCCUACAUACCUGCCCCCUGUGACAAGACCUAAACCUCACCCUAUAUACCAACCUCCCGUGACAGCAACACCGCUUCCUACAUACCAGGCUCCUGUGACAAGACCUAAACCUCGUCCAUUGUAUCAGGCUCCGUCCUUUUUCCAAAUAACUCAACCUGUGCCUGUUACCCUGAAGUCACGGCCACAAGCACCUCUGAGUCGGCCUUAUGUCUCUCAACAUCAGCACCAUCAAGAGGACUCGGAGGAGCAGACAAGGGAUUCAUUCACAUAUUCUGAUAGACCACAACAGACACAGAGGUCUGGUGGUGCUACUUACCGGGCGCCAGCGCGGCCGUUGACCAGGACGGCUGUGGGAGGAAGCUUCGAUCCCUUGUCUCACUUCAAGAUCACUACUCAUGACUUUAACGAUGCUUUCAACAGCCAAGUUUACCAUUCACUGCUGAAUGGGCCACUAGGGCAGAGAGAAAGAGCAGGACCCAGGCAGUCAUACAGUGCCCCCAGCAGGAGGACCCAGGAAACUGAAAACUCUGAAGAAUCCUCAGAAGGUAUCACUCGUCCCUUACAACUUUACAGAGCUCCUGUUACACAAAACAAAGAGACAGAGAACUCUGAAGAGGAAGAGAGGACUGAUACUCGCCCUAAUCAAUCUUAUUCUUUUCCUUCCAGAGGAAAUCAAGGGAUAGAGGAUUCUGAAGAGGAAGAGGAGAGGAAGGCCCGCCCCAGCCAGUUAUAUACCUUCCCUGCCCUGGGUGCCCAAGACGCAGACGAUUCAGAUGGGUCUGAAAUAGAGAACACUAGCCCAAGCAAUGUUUACAGAACACCCGCAAGACAAUUUCAAGGGACCAGAAACACUGAAGAAUCAAACGGAAGUAACUCUCGAUUCACAAACUUUUUUACAAUUUCCACUGGAACGAAUAAAGAGACAGAAGCCUCUGAGGAAUCUCAGGCCACUGGGUCUUUUCCUGGAUACUCGUACACUGCCCCUGCUAUAAAAUUCGAAGAAGGAGAGGACGAUGAUGAUGCAGAAGAACAAUCAGAAGAGGAAGAAGGAGACGAUGAAACAGAAGAGGACUCCGAAGAGGAAGAAGGAGGAGGAGAAGAUGAUGAAACGGAAGAGGACUCAGAAGAGGAAGAAAACGAUGACGACACCUCAGAUGAUUCAGAAAAUGAUGAAGAAAGUUCAGAGGAGUCAGAAACAAGUAAAUCUGAAUCGCACUUCUACAGAGCUCCAACCAGAGGAUUCCAAGAAGUAAGAAGAACUGGUCAGUCCAAGAUAAGUAAUUCUCAAGUUACUAACUUCUUUACAAUCCCCACUGCAACGAAUCAAAGAUCCAAAACUUCAAAGGAAUCUAGCACUAGUAGACCAUCUUCUGGUUAUU